UUAGUACCGAAGUUCGUGUAUUAUGUAUUAUUUCAGACAGAAAAAGUUAUAGAAUUUCUCAUCUUCUGCUCCCUUUUAUGUUCUUGAUCUUUCAUUUGGGCAAUGGCAGAAGGGAAUUCACAAGUGUUAGAAGAAUUAUGGUUUCAAUAUGGGAAUACCACGAAAAUUCAUGAUCAGAAUGAAAACUGCAUAUCAUCUUCUGAAUCUUCUGUUGUUGAAGAUUCAGCAUUUUCGAACGAGUCAUCAUCUUCUUCUUCGCUCGAAACAGCAGAUGAUGUAACUUCAUCAGCAUCUUCUUCUCUUUCCGCAGAUUCAAGUGGAGGUUCAUAUGAUUUAACAGAUCUAAUGGAAGAAUUGCCCAUCAAGAGAGGGCUGUCCAAGUUUUAUGAAGGGAAAUCAGAGUCUUUUACAUCAUUAUCAAUGGUGACAAGCCUAGAGGACUUGGUGAAGAAAGGAGCGCCUUAUAAAAGGAAAAUGAAGGCUUCGAAAAGCUAUGCAGCUGGCUUGAAUAGCUUUAAACCUUAUACGCUUCCUAAGCCCAUUAUAUCAAAGAAAUCUCCAAAGGCUUCUUUUUCAUCAUCUUUUCCAAGUAAAAAGGGAAAUAUUAUCAAAGCAAGCCCCCGCUGACUCCUAUUCGCUUCAGGUUCGAGCAAGAGGCCAAGCAUUCAGCUAGACGUCCAUGCCUGGGAGCCCCGUUCUCCUUUACUUUUCUACAUACAGAGUGAGAUUGUACAUAAGGAAUUUUCUUUUUUCUUUUUUCUUUUUUUUUUUUUUCCAGAAAGUAUGGAAAUAUAUUUUUGUUAGCUACUUGGUGGAAUAUACCAAAAGAAAAGGUUAAAAUCUUGUCCAUAGAAAUAGUCGGCAAAAUGACAUGUCUAUGUGGAAAUUUUAGUCCUAUAUGUUUCUUAAUUUUAGAUAUUCAUAUUAGGCAAUGGUCGAUAUUUAUAGCCUUGGAGCUAAUCUGAAGAGUAAAACUGACAUUUGGAGAGUA
This is a messenger RNA of Olea europaea var. sylvestris, 991 nucleotides long. RefSeq lists its product as uncharacterized. The transcript has 2 exons. NCBI's taxonomy places the organism in Eukaryota, Viridiplantae, Streptophyta, Magnoliopsida, Lamiales, Oleaceae. The coding region runs from base 103 to 627 and encodes 174 amino acids. The record is from RefSeq and is a predicted model, not a curated record.